Psammomys obesus (fat sand rat) is the source of this 1318-nucleotide messenger RNA. It is a transcript of the gene Znhit2, whose product is annotated as zinc finger HIT-type containing 2. The record is from RefSeq and is a predicted model, not a curated record. The transcript has a single exon. Lineage: Eukaryota; Metazoa; Chordata; Mammalia; Rodentia; Muridae. The coding region runs from base 72 to 1271 and encodes 399 amino acids.
UAACCGAAGAAGCGCCGGAAGUGGCGGAGCUGCCGCGGCUAUGUGGUACCGGACACGCGGCGCCAGUUGCCAUGGAGCCCGCAGGGGUCUGCGGCUUCUGCCCAGCCGGGGAAGCGCUGCCGGCACGCUACACCUGCCCGCGCUGCAACGCUCCCUACUGCUCGCUGCGCUGCUACCGGGCGCACGGCGCCUGCGCGGAAGACUUCUACCGCGACCAGGUGCUGCGGGAGCUCCGUGGCCGGAGCGCUUCGCCCAGCCGGCUGGCUGGCGCGCUACGCCGGCUGCGUGAACAACGCGAGGCCGAGGAUGAGCCGGAGGAAGCAGGCCUCGGGCCCCGCACGCGGCCGGGCGGCCUUUCUGGACUCUGGGAACGCUUGGCGCCAGCCGAGAAGGCGGCUUUCGAGCGGCUGCUGAGCCGUGGAGAAGCCGGACGUCUUCUGCCGCCUUGGCGGCCCUGGUGGUGGGGCCGCGGGCCCGCCCCGCGUCUUCUGGAGGAGCUGGAUGGUGCCCCGGGCAGGGAUCUUGCGGAGCCAGAGCCCGCCCCUGCGAGGACCACGCUGGGAUCCGUGGAUGAUGCCGCCGCCGAGGAACCACUUGCUGAAAACUCUGGGGCCGCGAGGCCUCCCGCAGUGCCCAACCAUAUCCCAGCGCUAGCUAGUCUGAGCCGCAGCCCGCCCUCCCCGCUCGUGCGCUUCCAGCUGCCCAAUGUGUUGUUCGCGUACGCUCACACCCUCGCCUUGUAUCAUGGAGGGGACGACGACGCGCUGCUCUCUGACUUCUGUGCCACGCUGCUCGAUGUUUCUGGAGCCCUGGGAGCCCAGCAAAUCUUUGACUCUACGGAGGAAGCCCUGCAGGCCGCAGCACACGUGCUGGAAGCGGGCGAGCACCCACCUGGGCCCCUGGGCACGCGGGGUGCUAUGCAAGAGGUUGCCCGUAUCUUGCUGGGCGAGGGUCCUAUCAAUCAGAAGGGCUACACGCUGACAGCACUGGGUCACCUGGCUCGGACCCUGGGCCGAGCCCGGAAACAGGCUGUGGUUGGCGAAGAGCGGGAUCGACUUUACCGGGCCCGGAAAAAGUGCCAGUUCCUACUAGCGUGGACCAAUGAAAACGAGGCUGCCCUCACACCCCUGGCUCUAGACUGUGCCAGGGCCCACCGAGCCCAUGCCGUAACAGCCGAGGAGAUGGCAUCCCUUACUGGAGAGCUGGAGCGCCUGUGGGGAGGCCCAGUGCCACCUGCUCCGAGGACUCUCAUUGAGGAGCUCCCUGGCUGAGCAGGGUAUCGAUAUCAUUAAUAAAAAUUGCGACUGGUCUGCCCAAA